GGAAAGCAGCUUGCAAAGUGGCGAAAAAAGCUAUCGGUGUUGCGUUUGCUUAGCGGAGCGUCUGCUGGAACCAGUUUCCUGCGUGAAACGGUGUCCCCAGUCGUUCGUUUGCCAUAUCAUUUCCCCCUGUGGAGGGGCCACAGCCCUACAAACAAUAUCGGUUCCCCGAGCACUUCUUUUCCGGAUUGCUGUUGGCGUGAAGGAUUGCACAAGCAAUAGACGCAGUGCACUCGGCCCUGUGCUGUGCCGUGUAAAAGAUUAUCAUCGCGAAAGUGUCGCGAGUGUGUGCUUCGUGCUCUGUGGGUAAAACUAUCAUCUAGUAAAACGUUGGAAUCACCUUUCCUUCGCAAGGAAGGUAGCAUUCUAGUUGUUAAGAUGGAUUUCAAAUGCAGCAACAACAAUAACGAGACGACGCAACUGACGGAGCUGCACGGCAGUGGCAGCGGACACAGCCCGAGCAACGUCAAACCACAGUCACCCGGAUCGCCGGACCGACAGUUCUGCAGCUCCACCACCUCCGCAAUCGGCGACUUUGGCAGCGAUGGCACCAACAACGACACGAUCAAGGAGGAGAUCCCACGGCGGCUCUGUCUGGUGUGCGGUGACGUUGCGAGCGGAUUUCACUACGGCGUCGCGAGCUGCGAGGCGUGUAAGGCAUUUUUCAAACGGACCAUUCAAGGAAACAUUGAGUACACGUGCCCUGCGAGCAACGACUGCGAGAUCAACAAGCGGCGGAGGAAAGCGUGCCAGGCGUGCCGGUUCCGCAAGUGUCUGCUGAUGGGCAUGCUCAAGGAGGGCGUCCGGUUGGACCGGGUACGGGGCGGCCGCCAGAAGUACCGGCGCAAUCCGUCCGCCAACACGUACCAGAUGCAGCUGGUCCAGUCGAACCCGAUGUACACGCCCCAGACGCUGGAGGACAUCAAGAUCCUGGAAGUAUUAGCCUCGUUCGAGCCCGACCCACUCUCGAUCGGCAACUGUGGCGAUCUGAUGAACGGCAGCACGGGCGAGGAGCGAAGCGCUGGCGGUGCCACGCAGUCGCCCAACGGUGCCAACACCGUGGCAACUUCCUCCUCGUCCUCGAGCAGCAGCACCAGCAAUAGCAGCAACAGCAGUGCGUCCGGGGCGACAGCGGCCGCCGAUUCCGGGGUCGAGCGAAUGACGGUGGGCGGGGACGCGCAAGAGAUACUGAGCGUGCUGAGUGAUAUUUACGAUAAGGAGCUGGUCGGUGUGAUCGGCUGGGCGAAACAGAUACCGGGCUUCACCGAUCUGCCGCUCAACGACCAGAUGCGCCUGCUGCAGGUGAGCUGGGCCGAGCUGCUCACGCUGAUGCUCGCCUUCCGUUCGAUCCCGUUCGAUGGACGGCUCUACUUCGCCACCGACUUUUGGCUCGACGAGCGAUCGGCAAAGGAGUGUGGCGCCCUCGAUCUCUACAACCAUCUCGCACAAAUCACCCAACGAUUGGAAAAGAUCUCGGCCACCAAGGAGGAAUACUAUCUGCUAAAGGCCCUGUCGCUCUCAAAUUGUGAUAUCAGACUGGACAACUACAAUGCGCUCAAAAAGAUCCGUGACUCGAUACUGUACGCACUCAAUGACUGUGUGCUGCUUUUAAGGCAACAUCAGGCUGUAUCGCACCAGCAGCAGCUGCUUUUACUGCUGCCAUCACUCCGGCAGGCGGACUUCAUCAUCCGUAAGUUCUGGACGAACGUGCAUAUCGAGGGCAACGUGACGAUGAACAAGCUGUUCGUCGAAAUGCUCGAGUCGGUAUCGCGAUAGAGAGGUACGAUUGUUGGCGGGGAGCUCCGUCCCGACCCGGAGAGGACUUCUAAGGACGAUAUCGAGGAUACUGGCCCGAUUGUUGGCCUAUUUUUUAAUUGCUCGGAAGUGCGCGGUGAGAGACAAAAAGCGAUACAGCAGACGAUUAGCAAACCCCUACAGCUGCAUUACUACUUUAAAGCUAAAUCUGACUAUGAUUUCGUGGAUUAUGGUUACCGGAGCGUUAUUCGAAUUGUUUACGUAGUUUUAAGGUAUCUGUUUUUUUUAUCUUGUGUAGUACAAUCGUGUCGCGUUUUUAUUUCAAACCACCGUCGCGCAUUCUUGCUCCUCGGACAAUCUUUUGUGUAAAAUUUUAAAUGCUUUUCGUCGUUGCAUCUAAAUUGACGAUGUUUAGAUUUUGUUUCUCCUCACUGUGCUCCGUAUUUGCAUAUAGGUUACCGUAGUCCGAUAGUUCGUAGUGCUUCUCUAGCCUGUUGUCCCAACCCAUUUAUUAGGAGUCAAUUUCAAAGUUAAGCAUUCUGUAAUUAGUGCCGUGUCGGUAGAACUAUGAAUUGGCAAGAGGCAGUUAAAAACCUCAUUUCUUUAAACCAAUAGUGAAAAGGCUAACAUUGCCUUUAAAUGUUUGCUACCUUACGGCAAGGUAGAAACGAAAGUUUCGUUUUGUCCUUGUUGCAUUACUUCUUCAUAAACAAAUUGUCCAAUUUCCGUUGUCUUUUAUAACAGUACUACUGUAGCGAUCUACACCGUUUAAAGACCUCCAUUCGAGUGGGGUUAUUUUUUUGAAACCUUUUCUAUUCAAAGUAAGACUUACAUGCAAGCGUAGACGAUGGUUCGUUUUUGUGUUUUCGAAAUCGAUAAAAGCAAUCCGUUCGACGCUCGAUGCGCUGGACGAACAUUCACACAAUUUGCAAUAUCUUUACCCUGUAGGACACUAGUGUGUAAGUGCGAUUGUAAUUUAUGCGCCGAUAUAAAUGUCAUGGAUGGUGGGUGAUGGUGACGUUCAUAUUCUACUUUCUUUCCGGUUUCUUACAAUUUUAAUUCAUUAUCUUUACGACUUACCGUUUUUUUUCUAAGGCAAUAAUGUAUAAGUAGUGUCGGCUAGUGAUUCAGUUUAAGCAUAACAAAAGUUACUGUCGUACUGAAAGAGUAAUUUGUCGAAAUGCUUCACUUCAAGUCCAGGCUACAUUAAACAUCGUAGUCGUGUGCGCAAAAUUCGGAUGUUAAUAUUUUGGUCAAUAUUAUAUCCAUCAUAAAAAUAGUAAAGCCUAAUUGUGUUAUGAUUAUUUUUUUCUUUUUGAUUCGGACAUUGGUAGUAUCCGCUUGGAGUAUAAAGCAUCUUCGAAGUGGUAGCGGUCGCUAAUAAACUUGCUGAUCGAAAAAUACUGAAUCUCGGUCGGGUUAGGUUGCAAAAAGCCAACGGUAAAAAGUUUGUUGAGCACAGUUUUAUGAACUUUCAUGACAAGUACAACCCCACAUACGCAUAACCUUUCAAUGAGCGAACCUGCACUGCGUGUUACGUUUCAUUACAUGUUUUUGAAACUGUUGUGAAUGCAUGUGCAUAGUUUAUUGCCCAAUAAUGGCAGUAUCAUAAUGUAGGUGGCGCAAAGACCGACCGGAAGCAGACAAAGACAAGAUCGAAGAACGGAGAGUAGAGAAAGAGUGGCAUGCAGUAAUCAUGCAUCAACACAGGUAAAAAAGUAAGAGAAAUAACAAACAAAUUGAGUGCAGUGGUUGAUUCACAUAGGUCUUUAAAUCUUAAAAUAUAUCUAUAUAUCUAUAUACAUCUAUUUCGCAACCAGCUGAGAUGUAAAGGCACCAUUUAACAUAGUUGAACCGUUAAUUUCGUUGCGUGGUUAGUUUUUAUUCUUUCGAAGACUCUGCUCUGAUGGUGUAAAGAAAGCAGAAACCUCCCUUAGCUCUAGCAUGAGAGCCUGCCCCCUGCGCAACCACAGAGGUAACGUUAAAGAUGUAAGACAUUUAUUAAACCUUUUAGACAAGAGAUGAAAAUUAGAAAUAAUUUGCAAUAAGCGCAAGCAAAACAAACAAGAAGUGGAAAAUAUUUUUCGCGGAUCGUGAACCUGCGGUGUACAGAGAUGAGAAAAUAUUGACGGUAGUGGUUAGGAAAUGCUAGCAAUAGAGUUUGAAACUUUCCGGACUAUGCGGAAAGCGGACAGAUUGUCUCAGGGAUUGCACUGGUGCCGGUGGGUUGUUGUUUUGUGGAUCGUUAGAGAGAGAAAAAAAAACAGAAGUCAGUAGGAGUGCGCGUAAGAGACCGGUAGACAGCCAGACGGAGAGUGGCCGGGAUCAGAACGA
Molecule: messenger RNA, 4086 nt
Organism: Anopheles coustani
Lineage: Eukaryota; Metazoa; Arthropoda; Insecta; Diptera; Culicidae
Gene: ERR
Product: steroid hormone receptor ERR2
Exons: 5
Coding region: 376-1773 (465 amino acids)
Biological process (GO): regulation of DNA-templated transcription
Cellular component (GO): nucleus
Molecular function (GO): steroid binding; DNA-binding transcription factor activity; zinc ion binding
Source: RefSeq, a predicted model, not a curated record